Molecule: messenger RNA, 951 nt
Organism: Entrophospora sp. SA101
Lineage: Eukaryota; Fungi; Glomeromycota; Glomeromycetes; Entrophosporales; Entrophosporaceae
Source: the annotation of a GenBank genome assembly
AUGGCAAAAAAAGAUUAUUACGAAGUCCUGGGAAUAAAUAAAGAUGCUUCCGAAGCCGAAAUUAAAAAAGCCUACCAUAAAUUAGCCUUGAAGUAUCAUCCUGAUCGUUAUGCUGGUAAACCAGAAAGUGAAAAAAAAGUUGCUGAGGAAAAAUUUAAAGAAAUUAAUGAAGCUCAUAGUAUACUUUCUGAUAAAGAAAAACGACAAAAUUACGACCGCUAUGGACAUGCUGGCACCGAGGGAUUUCAAGCCGGCGGAGGAUUUGAAGGCUUUGGGGGGAAUACUUCCUCAAUUUUUGAAGACAUUUUCAAUACUUUUUUUGGCGGAGAAGGUUAUUCACGAAGGACACGUACCGGUGCCAGCACUUCUCAUCAAAUAGCCCUUGAAUUAGACAAAGCCUGUGCGAAUUGUAAACAAACUGGUGCUUACUCCGAUAAACAUAUUUCUAAAUGUUCGACGUGUAAAGGAAAAGGAGUGGUGCAAAUGGUUCAAAAAUCUUUCUUUGGAGAAAAUAUUUACACCCGUGUCACUUGUCCUGAUUGUCAAGGUCGCGGACAAGCAAUUACCAAAAAAUGCCCGGUUUGCUUAGGCAAAAAAUUCAUUAAAAAAAAAGAAACUAUUUCAAUUGAAAUUCCGCGAGGCGUUCAAGGUAAACAACUACGAAUGAGAAAUGCGGGGAAUGAUAUUCAUGUUGAACUUCCGAUCUCCUUUUUAGACGCUAUUUUAGGUAAUUAUAUAGAAGUAAUAACACUAGAAGGCUUAGAAAAAGUUAAAAUUCCGGCUGGGACUCAGAAUGAUGAUUACUACACUUUAAAAAAUCGAGGUUGUUAUCUAGGCAUUGGUCGAAGUUCUCGCGGAGAUUUUUAUGUUCAUUUUCAAGUAAUCAUUCCUCGACGACUUACUGAAGAAACCAAAGAAACUUUAAGAAGAAUUGAGCGAGGGAGCAAUUGA